Messenger RNA from Gongylonema pulchrum, 751 nucleotides. The record is from the annotation of a GenBank genome assembly. NCBI's taxonomy places the organism in Eukaryota, Metazoa, Nematoda, Chromadorea, Rhabditida, Gongylonematidae.
UUCCAUUUAGUGAGGCUCUAUUGAUAAGCAGUUAUGUGGAUGGCGAUGAUGAGGAAACUCGAAUGAUGCGCCGUGCUAUGGUGCGAUAUAUGUGUUUGGCACAAGUACUGGUCUAUCGAGAUAUCAGUAUACCAGUUCGGAAGCGCUUUCCAACAUACACAGCCAUCGUCAAGGCUGGAUUUAUGACGGCGCGUGAAAUGAAAAAAUUGUCAGAUAUAGAUUUGGAGUACGACAAAUAUUGGGUACCAAUCAACUGGACAUUUACACUUUUUCACAAUGCGCGGCGAGCCAAGAAAAUUAGUAGCGAUGUGAUGACCAAUAAAUUAUGUGAUGAACUGCGAGUUUUUCGGCAGAGUUUACAAGUUGUAUGCAAUUAUGACUGGAUAGAUUUACAUGUUCCCGUGAUGACAAUAAUUCAAUUUAUCUUUUUUGUUGGAUGGCUUAAAGCUGCAGAAGUGUUGCUGAAUCCGAUGGGUGAGGAUGACGACGAUUUCGAAUGCAAUUAUCUAAUCGACAAAAAUCUUGCGACAGCACUGAGCAUAGUGGAUGAAUCGAAGAAGCACACGCCAUCAAUUAAGCCGGAUCAGUUCCUGUCACGCGGCCACGUGGAUGCCAUGUAUUCACGGUGCUCUAUCGACGAUGCAGUUCGCCCACUAGUUGGUUCAGCUGUGCAUGCGAAGUUUUCAUCAGAUGAUCGCAAUCUCAUAUUACCACAUGAAAGUAUGUUCGACGGUGUUCAGAUAUUCUGAGU